Pimephales promelas (fathead minnow) is the source of this 1319-nucleotide messenger RNA. The record is from RefSeq and is a predicted model, not a curated record. NCBI's taxonomy places the organism in Eukaryota, Metazoa, Chordata, Actinopteri, Cypriniformes, Leuciscidae.
AUGUUUUUGCAUCAACCCAAUAUUAAAAAGGGCUUAAAGGAGGUGGGACGGACCCAAACUCAGAGUGCUGCACGUCUACUUGGGAACCGAAGCAAAAAUCGAUACAACAAUAUACUUCCCUACGACUCAACGCGUGUAAGACUGUCUUGCUUGAAGGACGACCCCUGCUCAGACUACAUCAAUGCUAACUACAUACCUGGAUACAAUUUCAAAUGGGAGUAUAUUGCCACACAAGGGCCUCUACCAGGUACCAAGGAUGAUUUCUGGCGUAUGGUGUGGGAACAAAUUCACAGCCUUGUAAUGGUAACCCAGUGUGUGGAGAGAGGCAUGGUGAAGUGUGAUCGCUACUGGCCGAUUGACAGUGAGCCUUUGUACUAUGGUGACGUUGUGGUGCAACUGCUUUCUGAGAAGGUCCUCCCAGAGUGGACCAUUCGGGACUUCAAGAUAUCAUGUGAGGGUCAGUUGAGAUACCCCAGGAUCGUGCGUCAGUUCCAUUACACCAUUUGGCCAGAUCAUGGAGUACCGGACACAACCCAAUCGCUCAUUCAGUUUGUGCGCACAGUCAGAGAUUACAUUGACAGGACAACCAGUCCUGGAGUCACUGUAGUACACUGCAGCGCUGGUGUGGGCCGAACUGGCACUUUCAUUGUGCUGGAUCGUGUUUUAAUGCAACUAGACAGGAAAUGCACAGUGGACAUUUACGGCUGUGUGUUUGAUCUACGUCUGCAUCGCUCAUACAUGGUACAAACUGAGUGUCAGUAUGCUUAUAUCCAUCAGUGUGUGCGGGAUGUUUUGAGGGCUCGUAAACUUUGCUGUGAACGACAUAACCCUCUUUUCCCCAUCUACAACAACUUAUUAUAAACAGUUUGUGUAUACAAGAUUAGGAAGACUUUCCCCCUUAUUGAACCAAAACAGAAGAGAAGCUUUUGUAUUUCAUCAAUAGUUUUUGAUGUAUAACAAAGAUAUAUGCUUUAUUUUUAUACAACUUUUUCAUGACAUACUGUACUGCACACUGUUUGUAAUUAUUUAUGUUUUAUGCUCAUUUUUUUUAAUAGAUCCUAUUUAGAUUUAUGGCACUUUGUGGAAUUUAGUAUUGAUUUUCUUAAAUGGGUCAAUGACGUGACUUGUAAAAUUCUGGUGUCCAAAGCAUAUUCAUAAUAUUAAAAGUAUAUGCAUUUUUUAAAUACACUACAUUACAUGACUUGACUUCUCCCUCUUAAUUACUCAUGUGGGUAUUCAUUAUAAAUAAUUAUUCUUUAAGGAACUAUUGAGCUCAAAAUCCCCAAAAUGUCAUUCUGGGUUACUGUUACGGCUUUAAA